This is a messenger RNA of Paramuricea clavata, 561 nucleotides long. Lineage: Eukaryota; Metazoa; Cnidaria; Anthozoa; Malacalcyonacea; Plexauridae. The record is from the annotation of a GenBank genome assembly.
AUGGCCACCAUGCAGUGUUACUUCCGUUCCGGAGCUCAUGAUCAAUUUGCUGGUAUAAAUGCCCACAACUAUGGCUCCUCCCAUUCAAAUCAAAGAAUAGAAAAUUGGUGGUCUUUUCUACGUCGCAACAGAUCAUCAUGGUGGAUAAAUUUUUUCAAAGACCAGGUCGAAAUUGGUAAUAUUGACACAUCGAAUGAAUUACAAAUGGAAUGUCUGUGGUAUUGUUUUUCUGAUCUACUCCAACAUGAUUUUGACGAAGUGAAGGACCACUGGAAUAGUCACUAUGUGAGAAGAUCGAGAUUUGACACCGUAGCAUGCCGCCCCGAUGAGCUAUAUCAUCUUCCUGUCAAUCAUGGCGGUAGUGAAUUCUUACAAAAUGUUUCGAUUGAGCAGAUAAAUGACAUGCAGGAAUUUUGCGAGGAGCCAGAAAGCAACAUGUAUCAGGAAUACUUUGAAUAUGCAAGAUCGCAAACGGACUUCAUUAAACCAUCAAAUUGGGAAAAAGCAUUGCAGCUUUACACACAUCUAGUCACUGUGGCAAACAAUGGAGUUGAUGUUUGA